ACGAGAGACUCGCCACAACCGCGCCGCGCGCCAGUCUGUAAACACGCAAGCUCGCGCCAUUUCUUCCACAUUCGAAUUUAGAAUUUUUCGUUAGUUUUUUUGUACUUUGUUUUGUACAUUUUAAUUUAAUUUGUGCCAGUGCCAAAAUAAGAACAAUGAAGGUUUUAAGCGUUGUGAUUUCUUUCAUGUGUGUGUGUACUGUUUUUGCCAGUGAGAGUUACAGAGCAGGUGUACUGCACUUGCAAAACAAAGAAAUGUCCGACUACACGCGUUUCAUACGUGAAGCGGGGAACUCGGAUGUCGAUAUUCUGGUGUUGCCGUCGCUGGACUCCAUCGAAUCCUCUGAUAAAUAUGAUGAGAUUGUCGACGUAAUAUCGGAGACGGCUAAACAAGCGAAUGUGUAUGUCGCCAUACAUUUGUAUGAGAAGGCUCGUUGUCACGUGGGCCAUGAGAUGGUUAGGAGCAACCUGGUGUUUGAUAGGAAAGGAGAGAUUGUUGCCGUUUACAGAAAACCUCAAAACAGUAAUGCCAACUGCACGGCGUCACCCUCAGUACCAGCUACGUUUACCACUGACUUCGGAGUGACGUUCGGAGUGAUAAUGGAAGAAGACUUAGCUCUGUAUGACGAGGAACACUUGAAAGGAGUCAAGAACUUCAUUCUCACUGGAGACUGGCAGUCUGAGUUACCGUUCUUGAGUGCUGCCCUAUUCGCCCCAUCUUGGUCUUACACCAACAACGUGAACCUGGUGUCUACCUCUGGCAUUUACUCUGGAAGGGCAGGCUUGAAGGCUGGCUCUGGUAGACUGGUAGUUGCUGAUUUACUGAAGAAUGUUGAAAAUGACGUAUCAGUAGUCCCAUCAGUGAAUACUCCAGUAAACUUCCUGGCGGAGGACUUAAACCUGUUCGUGAUGAAGCAGCUGGACCUGCAGGCCAGCGCCAACGGGUACACUGAGACCAUCUGCCACAGGAGCUUCUGCUGUGAAUUCUAUGUUAAGACUGCUAAAGAUACCAAAACUGAAUCUACCUACAACUUGGCGACGUUCAAUGGCGUCCGUCCUUUCGGUGCUAACCACAAUGUUGCCACUCAGAUCUGUGUCUUAUCAGGAUCCGACUCCAACGUAAACUUCGAAAGAAUAUCCAUCGCUGCCAACUUUACGAAACAAAGCUCUCAAUAUCCAAUCGUCCAAUCGACAGCAGUGCUACCAACUGAAUCCUUCAAUUUCGAAGUUAAGAGCAACGGUGUUGCAGAACAGGUAACGUUGGAUUUAGAAAAUGGGAAAAAUGUUAUAAACUUUGGUAUUUUUGGUAAAAAUGUUAAUGUAGAUUUGGUAAAGGAUUAUGUAGUAGAGAAGAAUGCUACUGUUGAUGGUCAGAAUGAGUUUCUUGAAUACAUUUUUAAUGAAGAUGUGCAAGAGUUUGUAGACUAUGUUUGGAUUCGUUUACGAGUACUGAUUGUUGUUGUAUCCAUUUAUAUUUUGGAGAUGAUGUAAUUUUACUCACAUAAUUAUUUUGAAGAGUGAAAAAUAUUUUGUUCCUUGAUCAAAGGUUGUUUAACUGAUUUUGAGUUCUCAUCCGUGAACAAUAAGAUUUAUUUUGCAAUAGAAUUGAAUUUUCUAACACUAUUCCUUCAAUAUAAGUUAUUCUAUACCAUAUAGAGAACACGAUAGAAUUCAAAAUCAGUUGAUAUAAUCGCAAAAACGAUGUUUUUAAAUUGAGAAUGAACGAAUGUUUUGCUUAGUACAAAAGGUAUUUGUAUCAUGAAAGAAAGUGGUUAUUGGUAUUUGUAUGAUAGUGAGUUUGUGAUAAAAAUCUGUUAAUUAAUUGCUUAAUGCGUGAUAAGACUGUAAAAUGUAUGUAUUGAGGUCGAUAAUCGCUUGAUAAUAAUUUCUAGAAUAAUAUUGUACCUACUGGUAGAAUGCAUGGAAACCGGUUUGCUUUGUAUGGUCGAUAGAUGGCGCUUUUCUACAGUAAAUUUACCAAAGAAAUUGGUAAAUUAAUGCUGCUGUUGUAAAAGUCGUUCUAGCUCAUUGAUAUAGAGUUUAUUUUUGAGUAAUUGUAUAAUUGUUUGGCUGGUGUCAAAAAUGUAGAAUGUAUUUUGUUUAAUAAGUAAUGUACUUAUUCAAGGAGUGAAUGAGAGUUUUAUGAAAUUAACAUUUUGUAUGGGAAAUUGUUAAGUAGAUAUAUUUUUAUGUGUAAUAUAAUUCAUUACCGUUGACUGUAGACAAAAUCUUACUGUUUCACCAUUAAAUACAAAUAAGAUGUCGGAAUUUUCAAAGUCAUAUCAAGUUUUUAUUACUAUUAAACUUGUUUUAAACUUUUAAUAUCAAUGAAAGUUAAUACAAGUGUUAUAUUUAGUAUAAAUGGCUCCACAUUUCGUAUUUUUGUAUUUAAGUAAUAUGGUUUGAGAUGCUAUUUAUACAUUAAUAUCUUGGUAUGACAUUAAUUUGGUAGUAGAUGUUUUACUUUCAAAUUUUUAUUUUGUGACUAUAUUGAAUUAACUGUCGGGCUCAGAGUCAUUUAAUCAUUACUAAAACUAUUACUUAGUAAUGAUUUUAUAUCGAAAACAAUUGCUAAGUACAACGGUUAAGUAGCCAUUAAAUGAAUUUGCGUACGGCGGUUAUUUUGUAAAGCAUAAAGAAUUAAAACAUUGUCCAAAGUUAUUGAAGUACAAUAAGAAAUCAAUUAUUUAAUUUGCUAUACUAUGUUACUGUAUAUAAUUUGGUCUGUAUAAUUAAUAUUUUAUUUGGUGAAAUAGUUAUUUCGGCAGAUGACACUGAUACACGGUACAAUAUUUUCUAUGUAAUAUUAAUAUUAAUUCUAUGUGUAACACAGUCGUGUCGACUGUUACUGUGAUAUUAGAUAUAUGCAUGAUUUAAAUAUAAUGAAUUUUAUAAGAAUUUA
This is a messenger RNA of Spodoptera frugiperda (fall armyworm), 2901 nucleotides long. RefSeq names its product vanin-like protein 2. NCBI's taxonomy places the organism in Eukaryota, Metazoa, Arthropoda, Insecta, Lepidoptera, Noctuidae. The record is from RefSeq and is a predicted model, not a curated record. Bases 156 to 1490 code for a protein of 444 amino acids. The transcript is spliced from 9 exons.